This is a messenger RNA of Clonostachys byssicola, 2133 nucleotides long. The record is from the annotation of a GenBank genome assembly. NCBI's taxonomy places the organism in Eukaryota, Fungi, Ascomycota, Sordariomycetes, Hypocreales, Bionectriaceae.
AUGGACAAAGAAAAGAGGGGAGAAAGACUCCAGGACGAGGCCGAGCUGCAAAACGCUCAAGGAAAGGAUGUAAAGUGUGAUGAAAAACAACCUCGAUGUGGCCAGUGUGAAAGAAGGGAUGGGAAUUGCCACUUGAAGGAUUCCAUCUUCAAACAGCAUGUCUUCUCCCCAGUUGAAGUCUCUCACAUUGAAGCAGCUCGAUCACCGAACGUCGAGUUAAACAAUCAACCGAACGAUCCAGCAUUUGAUCUUCCAGCGAGCUUAGAGGAACAAAAUAACAUUGCCGCGUCGGAUGAGGUUCCACUGCUUCAGCCUAACAACACGUCCAAUUCACCCCGCUCACACGCACUUCCACCGCCCAGCACAUUACCAAGCAGCCUCUUCUCUACAGUUCCCAUUGCUUUCCCCCAUCACUCGGAUGGUUUGCUCUUUGAACAAAACAUAUCAACGUCAAGCCCUAGUGAAGCACCACGCUCGGAACAUGGCCCGUGGCGGCAGCAUAGUAAGCCCCUAUCCUACGUGUCUCCCGCGUUUUCACUAAUAGCUGCAGUUCCCGACACGUUUCCAAACCCACAAACCAUUACCGAUGAUGAUUCUCAAGAACCUACAGUUGAGUCAUUGAAGGAUACCCAACAAGAGCUGUUUCUCCUCCGACAUUACUCAGAAUGCAUAGCACCAUGGAUGGACUUACUUUACCGGUAUGAGGUCUUCAGUCGUGAAGUUCUAACCUUGGCUCGCGAGCAUUCAAUACUUCGAUAUGCAGCGUGUGCGGUAGCCGCAAAGCAGCUAGGUCAGAUGAAUCAUCCGAUCCCAGCUCUUUGCGGCAAAAUCCAACAAAGUAUCGCGACUCGGUGUUUCCGCGGAAGGUCUGGAUUUAUUUGGUACGGCAUCAAAUAUUAUGAAAAGGCCAUUCGAACACUAGUUAAAUCCAUCACCCCCAAAGAUCAACAAGCGCCACACAUGGCUCAAACUCAGUCGAGUGAUGACCAUGCUUCCCCCGCUGUUUCUCUGUCGCAGGGAGAUUUAAUGGUACGCGCCGAAGGCGAGGACCCAAUCGUCAGGCUUCUGGGUACCUGUAUUCUUAUUCAGUACGAAGCUUUAAGCGCCAACCGAGACGCCUGGUCUGGACAUCUGACUGGUUUCUCCAAGCUUCUUGACUUGAUCGACGCUGGACAGUUACUUAACCGCCAUCCCAUUUUCGAGCAAGUUUACCCGUGGACAAAAAGCAUUAUGGAAGUUAAGGCCGGCUUUUGGAACUUUGUCGCCAACGACUUAGAGCAGUCUUUCGUUGCUCAUCGCCAGACUCGUGUAGAUACAGAGAAUCUUGCACUAUGGAGAAAUAUGGGACUCCUCAUCGAAGAUGAUGGGUCACUCAGCCUAUUCGAUGGUCAGUAUAGUCUAUCAUCAACACCCGAGCAUGCAAGGGAUAAAGUCCUCUCAUACACCUUGAUUCGCUUAUUAUGCAAGUUGAUCGAUUAUGUGGCGCCUAUCCCACCGAUGGGUCAGAUUCCAACACAAGGCUCUCCAAGCAAUCUUGAUCCUAUCAGAGACAAAUUCGUACAUCUCGAGAGUCAGUUUGACAAUUGGUACCGAAUCCUCUCUCCGUCUUUCCAUCCGGAUGGGAAGUUCUCCACUAUGGAGCAGGAUCCCAAGACGCCCGGAGGUUCUGGGCUCUUCGAUAACGCUCUUUGGUUCAGUAAUGAUCUCUGCUCGACAACAAUGAUGUAUUACCACAUGGCUCGCAUGUUGCUCAUUACCCAUCGGCCAGUUAGACUGUUGUCGGGGGAUCACGCUCUGGGUAAUACGUUACCAGUUGAUCUGUUGUCUACCUUCAGGGAGAUGGAGAAAGGACUGAAAGUCCACGCUUCAGAAGUGAUCGCAAUCAUUCGCGGAAAUCCCUGCGACGCCGUCAAACUAAGAUCAAUUCAGCCGCUAUAUCUAGCUGGCCGAAGUUGUACAACAAUGAGUGAUCGGAGGAUUCUUGUAGACAUGUUUAGGGAUAUCCAGAAUGGGUUGGGUAUUGCAACUGGAUAUAGAGUUGAGGCUUUACUACAAGAAUGGGGAACAUCGUACGAGGAACUACAAACACAACCAUUGCCAGCUUCCGAGGAUCAUCAUGCACCACAGCAAUAA